AGAGGGAAGCUACUCACGAGUGGAGUUGAAACGGUUUAGUGACAGUGGGUCUGUGAAUAUUCAUUUAAAAGUUAAAAUAACUGGACCGAGGACUGGGCAUCCGUUUGGAUCAGCAGAUGAAUGGGACCAUGAUCAGAGCUGAAGAAGGUUGAAAAAAGCUAGCGGGUUAAUGCAACUAUUGAUCAAGUAACUUGAAUCCGUUUAAACGUUAGUAACUAGCUAGCUAGCCAGGUAGUUUCUCUGUCUUAAUUAUAGAUUUCGCAGGUCUAUCUACAGGGUUGCGUGCCAGUUCAUUUGCUUGAAGGCAUAUUUUGGAAACGACCUUCGGACGAUUUUAACACGCUUCGUGUACUUUUAAAAAAUAAAAGAAAUCGCGAUGCAUUUACAUCGGUUUACUAAGUUAGCAAGCUAGUAGUAGUACUAAUUAGCCGGCUAGCCUGGCAGUGCUAGCUGUGCUAUCCGAGGAAUACUCCACCUACUGUUUCUCCUUAUUUGUCCAUUUUGUCUUUUUUUGGGAACAUUCACCUUGGCGGAGGCAGCCAGCUAACGUUGUAUUGUUGACAGAAACGUUUCCCUAUUGAUAACACAUUUCUAAGCUUGCUCGCACGAAGAUAACUCCGGGGUCAGUGUUCUUGGAUUUUUCGGACGUGGAAAAUGGAUGCGGGAAUCGAGAAGGAGUGUAGCGCUUUGGGAGGGCUCUUCCAAACCAUCAUGAACGACAUGAAGGCAAGUUACCCAGCAUGGGAAGACUUUGUCACGAAAGGGGCUAAGCUGCAGUCACAGCUAAGGACAACUAUCAUCGUCACAGGCUCCUUUUUGGAUGCCUUCCAGAAGGUGGCUGACAUUGCAACAGGAACACGUGGUGCGACAAAAGAGAUUGGAUCAGCACUGACCAGAAUGUGCAUGAGGCACAGAAGCAUUGAGAACAAGCUCAAACAGUUCACCACGGCUCUGAUGGAUAACCUGAUCAAUCCUCUGGAAGUGAAGAUUGAAGAGUGGAAGAAAGUGGCUGCCCAGCUGGAUAAGGACCAUGCCAAAGAGUACAAGAAAACACGAGCAGACAUCAAGAAGAAGUCCUCCGAUACCAUCAAACUGCAGAAGAAGAUGAAGAAAGGUAAGAUGGAGGUACGAAUGCAGUUGGACAGUGCCCUACAGGAUGUGAACACUCGCUAUGCCGAGUUAGAAGAGACUGAGAAGAGAGCUGUGUGCCAGGCACUCAUUGAGAGAGAGACGCUUCUGUCCUUUGUUACAAUGCUCAGACCCGUCCUGGAUGAAGAGAUUACCAUGCUUGCUGAUGGUAACCACUUACAGUCAAUUCUAGAGGACCUUUGCAACCUCACAGCAGAUCCCAGUGUUUUGCCCCCUGCUAGUGAACAGGUUAUUCUUGACCUGAAGGGCUCUGACACAUACAACUACACAUACCAGACUCCGCCUGGAUCUCCUAGCAACACACUGUCACGCAAGAGCAGCAUCAGCAGUACAUACACCUCUGUGCGUCAUGUGCCCUCACUGGACUCCAUUUCCAGUGCUGUGGAUGGCCUGCAUUUGCGUGCCCUAGAUCCAGGACAGCGCUCUCGCACUCCUCUCCUCUUGGUCGGAGGAGAGGGGGGCUCUCGCUCUCUCAGUGAGGGGAACUCUCCCACAGCCCUCCGUUCAGGCUGCCGUGCUCCACGCCUUCGCCACAGGAACACUGACCAGUGCAUUGUCAACAGACAGUCCUGGGCAAGUCAGAAUGCACCUGGCACAGAGAACGGUACUUCUAUGCCUCCACCACACCAUGCCUACAGUGGACAAGGAGAAAGAACCAGAGCUCAGUCCGCAUCAGGAAAGCCACAGACAGCCAGAGAGCAGCUGGCGCUAGCAUUGGGGAGCAGCCUGAACUCUGAGGCUCCCCGGACAAGUCGAGACUCUCUCCACUGCUCCAGUGGAUAUAGCACCCAGACAACGACACCAUCCUGUUCCGAAGACACUAUACCCUCACAGCAUGCAGUAAAGAAAGAACCUCCUCUAUAUGAUUAUGACUACAUCUCUCUUCACGGCGGAGACGAUGCCUGCAGUCAGUUAGACUUCGACAAGUCCUGCACCGUCCCGCGCAACAGUGACCUUAGCCUGAACUACCGCAACCUCUUCCAGAGCAGACGGCCGGCGUCCACUGUCAGCCUGCUAGUCGACCCCGAGCCCCUGCCACGCCAGCCACAUACGGCCACCAUCCGCCGCAAACCCUCCAGCAAGCCCAGCGUGGCGCGGCGGGGCACCAUCAGCGGUGGUGUGCCCAUACCCAUCUGCACACCACAGGUGCCCCUGAAGCCGUCUGUGUCCACAGUAGGCUUGGGUCCUGGCCGCAGUGAGCGUGAGGAGGCAGUAACUAUGCCACCACCAGCCCAAACACCCCAGCCUCACGGCUCAGACUUGGCCCACGCCAGACACUCACUCUGCAUCUCCACCCAGAGCCUGAGCGCAAUGCCACCUCCUUACUAUGCGAUGUUCCCAGGGCCUCCACUAGGAGGCAACAGCGAGCAAAACUAUCAAACGAGUAAGCAGCAGCAGCAGCAGAGACCGCAUCACCAGUACGCCAGCCAGCAGCCUCAGCCGCCACCAAAACAGCCACAGUAUCCACAGCAGCACAACCCUGCACACAAGCAGAACUACAGCCAACCACAGUAUCAGCACCUGCCACAGCACAGACCGGCUCAGCACGCACAGCUCCUCAAGCAGCCCCACCCAGAGCGUCUGCACCACCAAUUACAGCAGCAGCCAACGCAGCAGGAGGCCCACCGGCAGCAUGAAGGAUCCCAGCACACCACGGCACCACACAGCAGCUCUGGUAGGCCUACCCAAGGCACGCCUGCCAGAGUGGCCCCCGCCACCGCCGCCAUCCCAGCCGGCGGCGGUGACAUGCUGAGCAUGAUCCGCAGGGGCGUGAAGCUCCGCAGGACGCUUACCAACGAUCGCUCAGCACCUCUAAUCACUGCCAACUAUCUCAACUGAGCGAACACUGCCUCAUUGUGUCUUCUGGGCUAGGUUAACAUUCUGUUUUCCUGUGUUUGGUACUGUUUGGUUUUAAGGGAGUUCAGCUACACUGUGCUAAAAUAAGGGAACUUCAUGGCAACGCCUCUUAAUCAGUGCCAUGUCCGUAUGAAUGUCCACGCUCAAUAAAUUAAAGAU
Molecule: messenger RNA, 3165 nt
Organism: Electrophorus electricus (electric eel)
Lineage: Eukaryota; Metazoa; Chordata; Actinopteri; Gymnotiformes; Gymnotidae
Source: RefSeq, a predicted model, not a curated record